AUUAUAUUGUCUAUCAUGCCUAAUCAUGAUUGCCAAACAAGGCUUAAGAGUACAAAAUCAUCAUUUUUGUUAAUCCUUGCAGCUAAAAGAAAAGUUGGAGAAACGUCGAUUAAUGAAAUCAGCUCGAGAUCCCACGAAAUUAUUACAUUGACUAUUGAAAGCUGUUCUCGUGACUUUUUUGGAAGGGACAAUGCGAGCACUCUUACAGCUGCUGUGAAUUUUGUCGAUUUGGCUGGAAGUGAAGGAGCAUCUUAAUCGUUAUCAGCAGGCACAAGGUUAAAAGAAGGCUGUCGUAUUAACCGAAUAGAAUAUUCUGUUUAUUUGUUAUAUGUUGAUUGGGAAGA
This is a messenger RNA of Erythranthe guttata (spotted monkey flower), 344 nucleotides long. Lineage: Eukaryota; Viridiplantae; Streptophyta; Magnoliopsida; Lamiales; Phrymaceae. The record is from RefSeq and is a predicted model, not a curated record.